Molecule: messenger RNA, 6682 nt
Organism: Carassius gibelio (silver crucian carp)
Lineage: Eukaryota; Metazoa; Chordata; Actinopteri; Cypriniformes; Cyprinidae
Product: ephrin type-A receptor 5
Exons: 17
Coding region: 196-3150 (984 amino acids)
Biological process (GO): protein phosphorylation; cell surface receptor protein tyrosine kinase signaling pathway; axon guidance
Cellular component (GO): plasma membrane; neuron projection
Molecular function (GO): protein binding; transmembrane-ephrin receptor activity; ATP binding
Source: RefSeq, a predicted model, not a curated record
GCUCCGUGAGUCUCAAACCGGAGCGCUUCGACCCCACCGCGACGCGCGCGCCGCCGCUCUCCGCUCAAAUGUGUUUUUCUUCUGCGUACCAGCGUUCCGCGCUCCUCAUGUCCCCCGUGACUCCCUCAGGAUCGUUUUGGUGUUGAUGUUAGUCCAGUAGAUUCAUUAUUUGACACAUUUCUUCAGUCGGAGAGUAUGCGGUCACGGUGGAGUUACAUCGCCUGGAUUUGCGUCUUCAGUCUCGGCGCGUUCAGGACUUUCUGCAUUCCCAGUAAUGAAGUGAACUUGCUGGACUCUCGCUCUGUAAUUGGUGACCUGGGGUGGGUCGCCUACCCGAAGAACGGGUGGGAAGAAAUCGGAGAGGUGGACGAGAACUAUGCACCCAUCCACACGUACCAGGUGUGUAAGGUAAUGGAGCAAAAUCAGAACAAUUGGUUGCAAACAAACUUAAUAUUAAACCAAGGUGCCCAGCGAGUGUUCGUGGAGCUCAAGUUCACUCUACGGGACUGCAACAGUCUCCCUGGAGGUCUGGGCACAUGCAAGGAGACAUUCAACGUCUACUAUUAUGAAACCAAUGAUGAGGAGAGGGGAAAUAUUCGGGAAAGCCAAUACAUGAAGAUUGACACCAUCGCGGCCGACGAGAGUUUCACAGAGCUCGAUCUCGGAGACAGAGUCAUGAAGCUGAACACAGAAGUUCGGGAUUUGGGUCCGCUGACCAUGAAAGGCUUCUAUCUGGCCUUUCAAGACCUGGGUGCGUGUAUUGCACUCGUGUCCGUCCGUGUCUUCUACAAAAAGUGUCCUUUUGUGGUCAGGAAUUUGGCCCUCUUCCCAGAUACUAUAACUGGGGGAGAAUCCUCCCAGCUUCUGGAGGUGCCAGGGACCUGUGUCAACAACUCGGAAGCUGAUGAACUUCCCAGAAUGCAUUGCAGCACGGAGGGGGAGUGGCUGGUGCCCAUUGGGAGGUGCAUGUGCCAGGCGGGCCAUGAGGAAGUUAAUGGCUCCUGUCAAGUGUGCAAGCCAGGCUUUUACCGAUCAGCUCUUCAGACCAAAAGCUGCAGUAAAUGUCCUCCCAGAAGUUUCACCAGAGCUGAGGCCUCCACCUCCUGUCAGUGUGAGCAGGGAUACUACCGGACCCAAUCAGACCCCGCCAACAUGGCCUGCACAAAGGCACCUUCGGCCCCACGUAAUGCUAUUUCCAAUGUGAAUGAGACCAGCGUCUUCUUGGAGUGGAGCGCCCCGGAGGAGACAGGCGGUCGGAAAGAUGUUCGAUACAACAUUGUGUGCAGUAAGAUCAGCACAGAUUCGGGCCAGUACGAACCGUGUGGAAGUCAUGUGCGAUAUCUGCCUCAACAGACGGGUCUGAAGAACACCUCCAUCAUGGUCAUGGAUCUCCUGGCUCACACCAACUACACCUUUGAGGUGGAGGCUGUGAACGGGGUGUCAGAACUAACUGCCCCUUCACGCCAGUACGUCUCGCUCAAUGUCACCACCAACCAGGCCGCCCCGUCUCCUAUCACCGUGGUGAAGAAAGGCAAGACGGCGAAGAAUAGCAUCUCAGUGUCCUGGCAGGAACCCGACCGACCCAACGGCAUCAUCCUGGAGUAUGAGAUCAAGUAUUUUGAGAAGGAUCAGGAAACAAGCUACACCAUCAUCAAGUCAAAGGAGACGGAUGUUUUGGUGGACGGCCUUAAACCUUCCUCGGCGUACAUCUUUCAGAUUAGAGCUCGCACCUCUGCGGGCUACGGAGGGUUCAGUCGACGCUUUGAGUUUGAAACAAGCCCGUACUCAGUAGCGGCCUCCAGUGAUCAGGGUCAGGUGCCCAUCAUCGCCGUCGCUGUCACUGUGGCCAUCAUCCUCAUCGCCUUGGUCACAGGUUUCCUGAUGAGUGGCAGGCGUUGUGGCUACAGCAAAGCCAAGCAAGAUCCAGAUGAGGAGAAGAUGCACUUCCACAAUGGACACAUCAAAUUCCCAGCGGUCCGCACGUAUAUCGAUCCUCACACCUACGAAGAUCCCAACCAGGCCGUCCACGAGUUCGCCAAGGAGAUUGAUGUGUCCUGUAUCACCAUUGAGCGGGUUAUUGGAGCCGGGGAGUUCGGUGAGGUGUGCAGUGGUUUACUGCGGCUGCCAGGGAAGAGAGAGAUCCCAGUGGCCAUUAAAACUCUGAAAGCCGGUUACACCGAGAAUCAGAGGAGGGACUUCCUGGGGGAGGCCAGCAUCAUGGGCCAGUUCGACCAUCCCAACAUCAUCCACCUCAAUGGGGUCGUCACUAAGAGUAAGCCAGUGAUGAUAAUAACAGAAUAUAUGGAGAACGGAUCCCUGGACACCUUUUUGAAGAAGAACGACGGUCAGUUCACUGUCAUCCAGUUGGUCGGCAUGCUGCGUGGCAUUGCUUCUGGCGUGCGCUACCUCUCUGAGAUGGGCUAUGUGCACCGUGACCUGGCUGCCCGCAACAUCCUGGUCAACAGCAACCUGGUGUGUAAGGUGUCCGACUUCGGCUUGUCCAGAGUGCUGGAGGACGACCCAGAGGCGGCCUACACAACCCGCGGAGGGAAGAUUCCCAUCAGGUGGACGGCUCCUGAGGCCAUCGCCUACAGGAAGUUCACCUCGGCCAGUGAUGUGUGGAGCUACGGCAUCGUGAUGUGGGAAGUGAUGUCGUACGGCGAGAGACCAUACUGGCAGAUGAGCAAUCAAGACGUGAUAAAGGCAGUGGAGGAGAACUACAGGCUGCCGGGUCCCAUGGACUGUCCGACCGCCCUCUAUCAUCUCAUGAUGGACUGCUGGCAGAAAGACAGGAACAGCCGGCCCAGAUUCGAGGAGAUUGUCAGCAUACUGGACAAACUCAUCCGCAAUCCCAGCAGCCUCAAGGGUCUAGUUAACCCAUCAAACAGAGUGUCCAAUUUAUUAGUGGAGCACGGGAGCCCUGAGGGCUGUGUAUUCAGAUCGGUGGAAGAAUGGUUAGAGGCCAUAAAAAUGGGUCGAUACACUGAGCUUUUCAAGGAAAGUGGAUACACUUCUCUGGAUGUUGUCACUCAAAUGACCUUGGAAGAUCUUAGGAGGGUUGGAGUCAAUCUGGCCGGCCAUCAGAAAAAGAUCCUCAACAGCAUUCAGGAGAUGCGAGUCCAAAUGAUGAACGCCACUAUGCCCAUCUGAGAGUGGCCUCAGAGGAACCUCCAGGAGUAGCCUAGCACUUUCUACAGACACUUAUUUAUUGAACGGAACUAUUGAAAGAAAGAAACGAAAUGACCCUGAUGAAAAAAACUAAACACUGGAUAGAUGGACAAACGGUUACGGUUUCGUUUGUGCAAAGCCUCCAAACUAAAGUGACAAGAGGAACUGGACUGAAAUGUUGAGUGAAUAUUUUGGAAAAGUGUGGCACAUCUCCAGGUAGGACUACUUACUUGGGAUCAAGUGUCUCUGGGCUGAAUGUAUAGCAUUUUUCCAUGACCUCAUUCAACAAUCUUAUUACCUCUGGAAUACCACGAGAGACUGCGGUCACUUUCAGCUCGGAUGUUUUUCAAAACAAGUUCUCCUAGGGCAAAUUCAGACAGUAAGACUGAAGUCAUAUCACGGGCUGAGGAAAUGUACAGUGUGGUGGUGUUAAAGCAAUAGUAGAUUUUGAGCUUGAUGUUGAUUUUACUUCAUUUUAAAUGAUUGCUUUCAUUGUUUGAAAAAGACGACAGAGCAAUGGACAGGAUGGUUUUCUUUUUGCACAAUAUGCGUGUGGUGAAGGGCAGAGGAGAUGUGUUUGUUUUUGAAAAUGUCACACGUUUCAAAACCACAAAUUAAUUUUAGUUCCACUGAUGUUUUGGUGUUUUGUGUAUAAAUAAUGUACAGUUGUGUUGUUGAAGUGGGGCUCAAAUGCAUCCAUUGAUGAUCAUGUGAGGUUGAUUUUCUCUUAGUGCACAGGUGGGCUAACAUACUAUGUAUAUUCAGUCCGGUCCGGUCAAUAAAUAUUUGUAUUGCCUUUCAGUGCUUCAUUAGAUAGAAAAAUGAGUUGUUUUGCCGUCAAUGUGCGAUCUCUACUGUAUUCUGCUACCUAUCAUUUUGCCUCGCUCAGUUUUCACAUCUAGGAGGAUACCCCAUUCACUAUCUUAAAUCAGAUUUUGGGUUUUACUGUGUGUAAUGAUAUAACCUUUGUAAUCAUCGGGAAGAAGGAGGCGGGAACCGGUGCACAAUCAAUGAAACUUCAAUCAUUCAAAAAUAAACACAAAACAGCGCACCAGCCCCUCACGGACGACUGGUGUGCAUAAAUUCAAAGCAAAACAUAAAAUAUUGUCCAGGCCUGGUCCUCUCUCGUCCUUCACUAUAGUCGCUCCAGUUUUAUAUCCUUCCAUCUCCUACGUGGGACUCCAUACCGGCGGUGGGGCGCAGGUGUAGUUCAUCUCCAAUCACUACACCUGGCCUCACUCCUCGUUCCCACGUCUCUUGGCCCCGCCACACUGUGCACAAGUAAUUAUUGUUUUCUGGAUAACCUUUAAUUUGCUCCAUAUUAAACAACAUUCUUUUUUUGGCUAGUAGCAAAUAACAAUACGUCAUGAUACUGUGAAAUACGUCACAUUAUGGAAGCAAAAUGGGUUGUGAUUAUCAUUUCAUGUUGGCUUUAAGCUGGUUCAGUAUGUCAGGCAUUAGUAAAAUCAGUGAGAAUAAGUUUGUGUGCCACAUCUGAGGCAGCCUGUGGAUUACUGAAGACAAUCAUUUUGACUCGUCCCUCUCUGUACAGACAAGCUGUGAAUUGUGUAUAUUUAGAGUUAAUAGACUAUCAAUCUUAUCACAAAAUUAUUGAUCUGAGAGACAGUGAUGGUUCACAACACAUUUUUAUUGUGAUGGUUUUAUCAGCUGUCUGGAAUCUCAUUCUGACUGCACCCAUUCACUACUACAUCUUAGAUGUCCUGAGGUUGAGGACAUUUUCAGCCAAUUUUCAUUUUAGGGGUGAAUUAUUCCUUUAAAAGUUAUUAUUAUUACAGUUUUAUGGUAUCAACAUAAUGACACAUUUUACAGAACAUCUCCAAAGCAUUGCAAAUGUAGUAGAUGACGAUAACGCAGUUAGCCUAGCAUGCUAAUGUUAUCAGUUGCCUUUGUGCUUUCCCGACCUCUCAAACUCCAGGAGUAACUCUCAAACUCUAUUGUGUCGCAAUCCUAUUUUCUUCCAUCUGUAUGUACACUGAGGUACAAGUCGAAAUUAUCAUCUGUGGUAAAAGGCAACAUGCCACACAUUACAGAUACUACUCUAUAGAUCUCAGAAUAAAAAUAAAUGUUGAACGUUUGGACACAUAGUCAGAAAGUACUCACUCAAAACCAAAUUCCAGACAUUAGGUAAUUUCUACUCAUAUUUUAAGGCCACAAAUAUUACAGCAAAUGUUGUUAACACUUUGUUGAAAUCUUGUAAAACAUCUUAAGAAUUUCUUCAAAGUAUGGUCAGUAUAAUAUUUUCAAUAAGUCCACUCUGGUAGAUUUUUAAAUUUUAAUUUAAUGAUAUUUAACCUUAGUAACCUAAUGCUCCUAAUCGAAAGUGCUCAAGUGCCUGUGAAUGUGUGAGUACAUUAUAAAAAUCCAUAAAUAUUCCUGAGGAGCUAAUCAUAGGUUCAUUGCCAAAAUUAAUAAUCUGAUUUUGUCUUUUUUAAUAGUGUUAAUUGUUGCGAUGAAUGUCACUUCUGACAUACCGGGAAACGGGUCUUUUACACAAUGCAUUCAUUUGGUAUUUUACUGUAUUUUCAGAAUAAGAGCAAAUAGUUUUACAGAUAAAACUGUACACUGAAAAACAUUGGUUACUCUUUAUUUUAAGGUGUCCUUGUUACAGUGUGAUUAUACAUUUAAGUACUGAGUAAUAUUAAUUAACUACAUGUACUUACUAUAUGUUAAGGGUGAGGAUCAUGGUUUGGCUUAGGGUUACUUGCAUGCAAUUAUAAAAAAAAAAAAAAACUGUUAUUAUAAUAGUAAGUACAUGUAACUUGUGUAAUAAAUACACCUUAAAAUAAACAUUUUAGCACAACCAACCCACACACCAAUAUUGCAAAAUUCUUGAGUGUUUUCAGAUUUGUGGCUGUUGUUUAUUGUAGUGAUAUUUCUCCAUAACCAUUGAUCAUAUCUGCCAGAAUUCAUCAUGUUUUACAAGCAAGUUUGACCUAUUAUCAGCUUGUUUUCUCUGAAAAUAUAUGCAUUUGGAUGAUUUCAAUCUGUAGUCAUUAACAUAGAAGAGAUAUGCCUUUCAUUUGACAUUUAUGAUUGUGGUUACACAAAAUGCAUCUAAUUUACACAUGGAGCUGCAAUUAAGAUCCUUUCAGGUUAGUUCAGUGUUUCUGAAUAACAGCAAACACAAAGUAACACAAUUAACUCCUACAACCUAUUUGAUCUGUGUGAAAUUAGCUUACCAUCCUCCAAAAACACAUUUAAAACAAUGACUUUAGCAUAAAUGAAUCGUUUCCAAACAUUUAUGCUAAUACAAAAUUGUAUGAAUGGUAUUGGUGGGCUGUGGAUUACAAAUGCAUUUUAUCAGCAUUAAUGGCUGUCAUUAUUAUAUUUGGUCCAACAAAGAGAGGGAAAUGAAAAGCACAGAAAAAAAAAGUAGUUUCUAUGUGAUAAUUGUUUGUCCAUUACCUUCUGCUGUGUUUUGUUGUGUAAAUGUCUUUUGUAGUGUAAUAUAUUACAUUUUAUAUUUUUUGGAAUAAACUGGUGAGAAACCCAA